Messenger RNA from Capsaspora owczarzaki ATCC 30864, 1569 nucleotides. Its product is annotated as NAD-dependent aldehyde dehydrogenase. The record is from RefSeq and is a predicted model, not a curated record. Bases 1 to 1569 code for a protein of 522 amino acids. The transcript has 3 exons. NCBI's taxonomy places the organism in Eukaryota, Filasterea, Ministeriida, Capsasporidae. Gene Ontology annotation, biological process: GABA catabolic process. Gene Ontology annotation, molecular function: succinate-semialdehyde dehydrogenase (NAD+) activity.
AUGCAAUUCGCAGCGCAUCGCGGGUCGCUUCUGCUUGUGCGGCAGUUCUCGUCGUCCGCAGUGCAGCUCAGCCGUGGCAGCAAGGCACUGAUCGCACAGAGCCUGCUGGACGCCGUCAAAGACCCGCAGCUGCUCCGGUCGGACGCGUUCGUCAACGGCAAGUGGACGGGCGCUGCGGACGGCGCUCGCUUUGACGUGGCGAGCAAGUCGACGGGCGCCCAUCUGGCAUCCGUGGCAGAGCUCACCGUGCAGGACACGACUGCAGCCAUCACUGCAGCGCACGACGCGUGGCACCCAUGGGCCCGCCGCACUGCCAAGGAUCGUUCGCAAAUCUUGCGUCGCUGGUUCGACCUCAUGAAGCAACACGAAAACGAUCUGGCAAUCAUCCUCACAGCGGAGCAAGGCAAGCCGCUGGCGGAAGCGCGUGGCGAGGUUGCCUACGGAUCGUCCUUCAUUGAAUGGUUUGCCGAGGAAGCCAAGCGCGUUUACGGCGAGACCAUUCCGGCAGCCAGCCCGAACAAGCGGAUUCUUGUUCUCAAGCAGCCCGUUGGUGUUGCCGCCAUGAUCACUCCGUGGAACUUUCCAAACGCAAUGAUCACGCGCAAGGUGGGAGCGGCGCUCGCUGCAGGCUGCACGGCGGUCGUCAAACCGGCAUCGGAAACCCCGCUGUCUGCCCUGGCGCUGUGUGAGCUGGCAACCCGCGCGGGCCUUCCCCCGGGCGUGCUCAACAUGGUCACCACGCACACGCACGUUGCUGCUGUGGGCCGUGAGCUGGCCGAGAGCCCGUUGGUCCGCAAGCUCUCCUUCACCGGCUCGACCAACGUCGGCAAGCUGCUCAUGCGGCAAGGCGCGAGCACUGUCAAGAAGGUGACGAUGGAGCUCGGUGGCAACGCGCCCUUCAUUGUGUUUGACGACGCCAACAUUGAGCAAGCCGUGGCGGGUGUGAUUGCAUCCAAGUUCCGCAAUGCCGGACAGACCUGUGUCUGCGCCAACCGUAUCUACGUUCAGGACAGCAUUUAUGACAAGUUUGCUGCGGCUCUCGGCGAUGCCAUGGCCAAGCAGUUGAUUGUGGGCGACGGCUUUACCUCUGGCGUUACUCAGGGCCCGCUGAUCAAUGAGAAGGCGGUCGAGAAGGUUGAAAAGCAUGUCCAGGACGCGCUGUCGAAAGGCGGCGUGCUGCUUCGCGGUGGCAAGCGUCAUUCUGCGGGCAAACUCUUUUUCGAGCCAACGCUCAUCGGAAACGCGAACGACCAGAUGCUUUGUGCGCACGAAGAGACCUUUGGUCCCCUGGCUCCUUUAUUCCGAUUCAAGACAGAAGAAGAAGUCAUCCGCCUGGCCAACAACACGUCUGUCGGCUUGGCUGCCUACUUUUACGCGCAGAACAUGGGCCGCGUGUGGCGUGUCGCCGAGGGUCUCGAAACGGGUAUGGUCGGUGUCAACGAUGGCACCAUUUCAACCGAGGUGGCGCCGUUUGGUGGCAUCAAGGAGUCCGGCCUGGGUCGCGAGGGUUCACACCACGGUCUCGAGGAGUACCUCGAGGUCAAGUAUGUUUCGUUGUCCGGCGUGUAG